Messenger RNA from Danio rerio (zebrafish), 1813 nucleotides. NCBI's taxonomy places the organism in Eukaryota, Metazoa, Chordata, Actinopteri, Cypriniformes, Danionidae. The record is from RefSeq and is a predicted model, not a curated record.
AGAGUCUCGUAUUGUUGUUGUUGUGGUGAUGAUGGCGGCUGGCGCGGAGGCCCCGGAUUCCUGGUACCUGGCGCUGCUCGGUUUCGCCGAACAUUUCCGAACCUCCAGUCCUCCUAAAAUCCGCCUGUGCGUGCACUGCCUGCAGGCCGUCUUCCAGUUCAAGCCGCCGCAGAGGGUGGAGGCCCGCACGCAUCUGCAGCUGGGCUCGGUGCUCUACCACCACACGAAGAACAGCGAGUUGGCCCGCACGCACCUCGAGAAAGCGUGGAUGAUCUCACAGCAGGUUCAGGUGGCUCAGUUUGAGGAUGUGAAGUUCGAGGCUGCGAGUCUGCUGUCUGAGCUCUACUGUCAGCAGAACCUGGUGGAUUCAGCGAAGCCGCUGCUGCGUAAGGCCAUCCAGAUCUCCCAGCAGACCCCAUACUGGCACUGCAGACUGCUCUUCCAGCUGGCGCAAUUGCACACACUGGAGAAGGACCUGGUGUCGGCUUGUGACCUGCUGGGGGUUGGAGCUGAAUAUGCCCGAGUGGUGGGAUCCGAAUACACCAGAGCGCUCUUCCUGCUCAGCAAAGGCAUGCUGCUGCUGAUGGAGCGUAAGCUGCAGGAGGUUCACCCUCUGCUGACGCUCUGUGGUCAGAUCGUGGAGACCUGGCAGGGAAACCCCAUCCAGAAGGAGUCUCUGCGGGUCUUCUUCCUGGUGCUGCAGGUCACGCAUUACCUGGACGCCGGACAGGUGAAGAGUGUGAAGCCGUGCCUGAAGCAGCUCCAGCAGUGUAUCCAGACCAUCUCCACGCUCCACGAUGACGAGAUCCUGCCCAGCAACUCUGCAGACCUCUUCCACUGGCUGCCCAAGGAGCACAUGUGUGUCCUCGUCUACCUGGUGACUGUCAUGCACUCGAUGCAGGCCGGGUAUCUGGAGAAGGCCCAGAAAUACACUGAUAAAGCCCUGAUGCAGCUGGAGAAGCUCAAGAUGCUGGACUGCAGCCCAAUCCUGUCCUCGUUUCAAGUGAUUCUGCUGGAGCACAUCAUCAUGUGUCGCCUGGUGACGGGACACAAGGCCACGGCGCUGCAGGAGAUCUCUCAGGUGUGUCAGCUAUGUCAGCAGUCUCCUCGGCUCUUCUCCAAUCACGCGGCUCAGCUUCACACACUGCUGGGUUUGUACUGUAUCUCUGUGAACUGCAUGGAUAACGCCGAGGCUCAGUUCACAACAGCACUGCGGCUCACCACGCAUCAGGAGCUGUGGACCUUCAUCGUCACUAAUCUGGCCAGUGUUUACAUCAGAGAAGGCAACAGACACCAAGAGCUGUACAGUCUAUUAGAGAGGAUAAACCCAGACCACAACUUCCCUGUCAGUUCUCACUGUCUGCGCGCUGCUGCUUUCUACAUCCGCGGCCUGCUCUCCUUCUUCCAGGGACGCUACAAUGAAGCCAAGCGUUUUCUGCGUGAGACACUGAAGAUGUCGAAUGCGGAGGAUCUGAACCGUCUGACCGCCUGCUCUCUGGUGCUGCUGGGACACAUCUUCUAUGUGCUGGGGAACCACAGGGAGAGCAACAACAUGGUGGUUCCAGCGAUGCAGCUGGCCAGCAAGAUCCCAGACAUGUCAGUGCAGCUGUGGUCAUCAGCUCUGCUCAAGGGUGAGACACACACACACACACACACACACAUCCUCCAUGUGAUCUUCCCUCGCUCACUUGAUGAAGAGGAACACACUGUGCAGGGUGACGGGGAUCCCCCAAGGGAACAGCAGAUUGUGAGUGCAUGUGUAAAAGUGGAAUGGAACGCAGCCCUAGUGUCUCAGUGGACAUCUGUAGACUAG